UAGAUGUAUAUAAUCCCUGAGUUGACCCAGAAAACAAACUCCUCUGACUGCCGAGACGUCGCAGAGUUUCUAUCCGCCGCAGGGCUGCAUGUAGCCGGAGCAUCAGCUGGAGAAACAACCACCGGCACCGAUCCAACUUCUCUGUACGGAUUUUGUUCGACAUUAACACAUCCUAGGGCAAUAGAAGCCAUGGCUGAACACAUGAUGAUGCCCAUGACCCACGGCUUCAGGAUGGGCAUGAAUGGACCUCCUCAGCACAACGGCCAGCCCGGCCUGCGCACUCUGCCCAACGGCCAGGUGAUGCACUACAGCAGGAACCCUCAGAGCAACAUGGAGGCCGCCAUGAGACAGCGGCAGGCCAUGGUGGGACCCGGAGGGAUGGCCGGCCCGUUGAACGGAGCUCCCAUGGCCAACCACCACCACCAGAUGAUGUCUGGGAACAUGAUGUACAAUGGCCAGAGUCAACAACAACAACAACAACUGCAGCAGCAGCAGCAGCAGCAGCAACAGCAGCAGCAGCAGCAUCAUCACAUGCACCCCCAGCAGCAGCCGCAGCAGCAGCAGCAGCCCGGUGGACACCAGCAGCAGUACAUCCCUGGUAACCUCACCUCCCAGCAGCUUAUGGCCAGCAUGCACCUGCAGAAACUCAACACUCAAUAUCACGGACACCCGCUGGUCUCAGCCAACGGUCACCACAUGCCCAACGGUGCUCAGUACCGGGUGGGUCCGGCCCAGCUAUCAGGCAUGCAGCACAUCGGGGGCCCUUUGGGACUAAACGGCAUGGACAUGGAUCUGAUCGACGAGGAAGUUCUGACUUCGCUGGUGCUGGAGUUUGGGUUGGAUCGCGUUCAGGAGCUGCCCGAGCUCUUCUUGGGACAGAACGAGUUUGACUUCAUAUCAGACUUUGUGUGCAAACAGCAGCCUAGCACCGUGAGCUGUUGAGCAAAAACAUCCGGAAGCUGGUCGGGUUUUGUUUGGACUGGACACCCCCAAAGAAUGACUGAGCGGUCACAGUAGCACAGCAAGAGGAGACAAUCUCUCUGUUCUGUUUGGGUGUUUCUGUGUUCUGUGUUAUUUGACAGUGACUAGUGCGCCUUCACACAGACCCGCCUGCGAGUUGAUGAAGAAUUGUAAAGAGAGAAAACGCAGCAGACACACCAGGUUUCUUUUCUUUGAGCCGGUGCCAGAAAGAUCUGUCGUCUUUGGCCAAAAUUGAGGCAUCCUGAUGCAGCGGACUCUGUCUGUACCCAUCUGGCCCUCAGCACACGUGCCUGCAUUGCCAAGGCUUUGGGAUCAUUGUAAAGUUAACAAACACAACGGGGGAAAGGCCUGAAAAGACUCACCAUCUGGGUCUGUUAGAUUUCUGUGGCAUCACUUAAUGUGUUUUAUCUCUGAUGCCACCUUCAAAUAGUAGCAGACGUUUUACAAAUUUAUAAAAGCUAGUCCUCUGAAUUUGUUUAUAUAACGGUGAAGGGAUUAAGAACAGAAUUCUUUUUUUUCUGACGUACAUAUUGAAGGCUGGCUCUUCAAAACUGAGUUCCUACAAAAAAGAAGUACACAUUUCUUAGAAGAGAAGGAGAGUAAGGUUGUGCAGCAUCCGUGGGUAACGUGACGCGGUUUAUCUCGGAUUAGUUGGGUGAAAUGUGCUACAUUGAUUAUUUAGCUUUCAGUGUCAUUUACCUGACUCCGAUUUAAUCUGCAAUCAUUAAAUGUAUCACAUCUGUUCGCCGGCUAAUUAGCUGUGAUUGAAUCGUCGGCAAAGUAGCGCAUUGCUUAGAGUGUCUGCUGUAACAAAGCAUUUAUCUUUAGGAAACGGCCUGUCUGCUCCUAGACAUUUACAUGCUCAUUGCAAGCAAAGUUUGGGUUACUGCUGAGUAGAAUUACAUGAACUGUUGGGGGAGGAAGAAACAUGUUAGCAUAUGAGAAACACCAUUACUGUGGCCUGUUGCAAGAUCCAAGAAAAGCCAAACAAAAAAAAGCAGCCAUCAGAGGGUGAAGGUGUUGGUCACAGAUCUGAGUCAGGAUUUUUUUUUUUUUCCUUUUCUGAAACAGCAUCGGUUUAAAAAAGAAAAAAGAAAAAAUAGAGCGUGAUUGCAGAACUUGCAUCUGUGUGUUGUUUGUGUAUGUCUGUGUGUGGUCAGUGCAGUGAGGCAUUUAAAACCCAUUGAAUGGUGUUCUCCUCUCUAAACACAUGGCCCUGUUUGCUGAAGGUUGAUUGGAGGCUGCGCGGGGAAAAGAGGGGGAGCGUGAUUCUGAUGCGUGGACACAAUGUGUGGACACAGCAACUCCCCGGCAGCACUUAGUUUAAUCAUUAUUUAAAUCUGCUACCUGUGGCAUUGAUUUCAUUCGGCAGAAAGAGCUAGUGGGGAGCACAAAGCGUGCAAAGUUGUUGUUUUUUUUGCCAUAGAUUAGCUUACUCUGCUGCAUUUCUACUGAUUAGAUAUAAAUUACAUGUUCUCACACGCUUGUCUUAAUUGAGGUCGGCUUGCACAUUCUCCAAUGACUCAAUAAUUAUAAAACGGACAUGUUCUGUGGCGCUCUCUCUUUUUUUUUUUUUUUUUUUUUUUUUUUGCGCAGUUGGUAAUUAGGUUUUUGUCAAGGUUGCUGCUCUGCCGCUGCAGGCUGGUUGAGAGAGAACUUCCUGCACUCGCAAUGCUAUUUGUGGAGCUGUCAGAGGGGUCAGGCCUGCACUAGUGCACUGUGUUAAUCUGUUCCACUACAACUGUGCUGCUGUCCCUGUCUCUCUGGAGAUCUGCCAUCUCCCAAGCUCUUGAGUCAAACAAUGGGCAUUGAAACGCUGUUGUAAAGGCAGAGAAGUGCCAGCGAGUUCACGCUCUGUUUCACUUUCUGCCUGGCAAACUGUGACCCGACCGAACUCGCAAGCUCACAGUUGAAAUGGAAAAUACGUCUGGCCUUAGCGGCACAGUGGCCUCUGAUUACCGCUAUAUCAAUUGGCGCAGCCUUCUUGUGUAUUGUAUCUUUGUACUGUAGACUAGAGGUGAAGUUGAUCUAGACACAUUUAAGGUACUUUCAAAAAAACAAAAACAUUGUCAGAUGUAAAUGUGAAUCAGUGGCUGAUUUUUUUGAUGUGUUGACAAGAGAUUAUAUCCUACAUUUUUACAAACGAGUGUGUAGAUACAUUACGAGAAUACCAACGGGUUUUUUGGGUGCAGGGCCUGAAGCUUUAAGACCAAGUACACUGCAUGUUAAAGGAAGCGUGAGGGAUGCCACCCCUUUCCCAUAAAGCAGCUGAGAAUGUACAGUACAACACAUUGUGGGAACUUGUCUUAAGAUGGUAGAUAAACGUGUGAGAUUGUACUCAUUGUUCAAAAGUACACAUCAUUCAUUUGGGUAAACCCCCUCCUCCUCCUUCUCCUCCUCCCCCUCCCUCCCCCUAUACCCUUCCCACUUCCCCAAAAGCUUUUGUAAAGUUAUUGAUUCUAUUUUAAGAAAAUGUAUUUAUUUUCAAAUAAAAUAUUUAUUUAAAGAAAUUAUUUUUGUGUAUGUCAGUGAUUCCAU
Molecule: messenger RNA, 3519 nt
Organism: Anoplopoma fimbria (sablefish)
Lineage: Eukaryota; Metazoa; Chordata; Actinopteri; Perciformes; Anoplopomatidae
Gene: cited4a
Product: Cbp/p300-interacting transactivator, with Glu/Asp-rich carboxy-terminal domain, 4a
Exons: 2
Coding region: 4-942 (312 amino acids)
Biological process (GO): regulation of DNA-templated transcription
Cellular component (GO): nucleus
Source: RefSeq, a predicted model, not a curated record